Anarrhichthys ocellatus (wolf-eel) is the source of this 2897-nucleotide messenger RNA. RefSeq names its product secretory carrier membrane protein 3 (gene scamp3). NCBI's taxonomy places the organism in Eukaryota, Metazoa, Chordata, Actinopteri, Perciformes, Anarhichadidae. The record is from RefSeq and is a predicted model, not a curated record. Gene Ontology annotation, biological process: protein transport. Gene Ontology annotation, cellular component: trans-Golgi network membrane; recycling endosome membrane. The coding region runs from base 685 to 1698 and encodes 337 amino acids. The transcript has 9 exons.
GCCGCAGCAGCAGUCACAUGACCGAGUCUUUGGCUGGCUACUUCCUGUACCACGGCUAUUAUUCUCUGCGGGAGACAAAUAACGGAUCUGUAGCGCUUAUCCCUGCGACUGUUAAUCCAGAUACCUGACAGUCAGGACUGAACGGGGAAAAAAAACGGGGAAGACAACCGUUAACCUGUCCGUGCAUCGUGUUCACCUGCUAUCUAACGGGAGAUGCCCACCGGAGGGGCGGGUAGCUAGUUGACAGGAUAACACGACUACCCCGCCCGCCCUUUACAUUUAGAAAAAUACGCAGCGCUUCAUCUGCUGGAACAGAGACAGCUGCUCGUUUUUUUGUUCCUCUCCGUGACUCACGUUAGCAUUAGCAGCAAGUGGUGGCUAGUUGACGUUAGCUCUCUUUCCCCCAAAACAACCCGCCAUCGACAUGUCAAAAUACACAAGCUUCGCCGAGCCGACGGGGACGGACGACCACAACCCUUUCCAAGUGGGUGAAAUGAAAUAUGAAUCUAACAUCAGCCUGUGUCCGUGCAGCCCGUCACGGCGUGUUUGAUGGAAGUCAUCGAUGUAGCCAACAUCUGUGUAAUAGCGGGCGUGUUGUUGCUCAUGUGACGUGUGUGGCUUUUUUCUUUUUUCUGGGCCUUCCUGCCCUCCUUAAUCUUUGCCCACUUGUGGCUCUUCUUCACGAUGAAUACAUCAGUAGCAGCCACUCGGGACCCUGCAGUGACUCAACACAGCAGCAACACAGGAUAUGCAACACUGGACCUGUACAACCCUUUUGAUAAUACUACUGGACCUCCUCCUCCGUAUGAAGCCACCUCUCCCUCUGCUCCAUCUGUGCCUGCACAGACCCCACCCAGUAGAACAACACCCACUGAGCCUCGCAACUAUGGCUCCUAUACCUCGCAGACUGCGGUGAAUGCUACCACAGCAGAUCUCUUGAGGAAGCAGGAGGAGCUGGAGAAGAAAGCCCAGGAGCUGGAGAGAAGAGAGAGGGAGCUCGAGUUACACAGCCUGGGACCUGGAGCCUCCCGUCAGAAUAACUGGCCCCCGUUGCCUUCAUUCUGCCCCGUGGGCCCCUGCUUCUACCAGGACAUCAAUGUGGAGAUCACGCAGCACUUCCAGCGCACCGUCACCUUCAUGUACUACUUCUGGAUGUUCUGCACUUGUGCGCUGCUCCUCAACCUCGUCUCCUCCCUGGCCAUGUUCUGCGUGGACAAAUCGGGUGGUGUUGGCCUGGGCCUGGCCAUCCUGUGGGCCCUCCUCUUCACCCCCUGCUCCUUCCUCUGCUGGUACCGUCCUGUGUACAAAGCCUUCAGGAGUGACAGCUCCUUCAAUUUCUUUGUCUUCUUCUUCGUUUUCUCUGCCCAAGUGGUCGUCUCGGUCAUCAUGACUAUUGGUAUCCCUGGAUGGGGUUUCAGCGGGUGGAUCGUGAGCCUGGCUGCUCUGACAACCAGCGUCCCCGUUGGUGCGAUCAUGAUGAUGAACGCCGUCCUCUUUACUGCCCAAGCCGCCAUGGGGUUCGUCAUGCUGAAGAAGGUCCACAGCCUGUACAGGCAGACCGAUGCCAGCUUUCAGAAGGCCCAGGCCGAGUUCGCCACCGGAGUCAUGUCCAAUCAGGCCGUACGCCAGGCCGCCACCACCGCAGCCACCACCGCAGCCACCAGCGCUGCCCAGGGGGCAUUCACCGCGCCUCGGUAGAGUGGGACGAGAGGGGAUGGGGAGGGUAAGAUGUGAAGGAGAGCCCAUUCCUCUUGAUACAGGAUCUGUUUGGUAUUUAUUUCCCCACAGGUUAUUAGAAUUUGAUUGGGGUGGGGUGGGGGGGGGGGAUGUGUCUGUAUAGUAACCCCUUGAGCAACUGAACAUCAGGCCAUGUGCAUGAGACAAAGGUGGGGUUUUGUAAUUUCUAUCCAUGUACAGGACAAGUUGGCUACAUUGCCAAACCGGGAGUCAACAAAAUCCUAAAUGUUGAUUCAGGAAACAGAAAGAUGGUGUGAAAACAAUAACAUGCUGACGCUGUAUGAAAUUUAGCGCACUCGUUACUGGUAUCAGUGAAUGCAGGGAAAAUGCUACUUUUUUUUUUUUUUUUUUUUUUUUUUUUUUUUAAAUAACAAGACGAGCUGUGUGCCAAGUAGGAAAGUUCUGGUCCGGAUAGUUCCCAUUUUUAAAUGACCUGGAUGUGUUUACAAAGAGCCAGUGCUUGAGUUGGAGCUGAACACUGAAAAUGUUGCCAUUCUAACAUUCGAUCCAUAACUGAGUGGCUCAAUGCUAAUAUUUUUGUUGCUUUACUGCAAACUAACACGUUUUGUUAUUAUCAUUCCAAAUGAGAGUGGCUUGUUACCUAUUUGCCAAAACCUCUCAUACUGUAAAGAUUAUGUGUUUCUGUUACAAUAUAUCUGUCACUGUUCUGUUGGUGCUGCUUGUGGUUCUUAUGAUUAUUACACGUCACUGUCUUGGUUUUAAUAAAAAAUAUAUUGUCAUGCGUACACGGUUAUUAUUGCUGUAGCUCAUUGUCAAGUUAAGUAACAGGAUAUGUAUUUUGAUGUUGUUUUUCAUGUUUAAAUGAGUCAAACCUCAGCAAGUUCAGUAUCCUGUAAUGUCGUUAAAUUGCAUUUUAUAACUUGGAUUGUGCUGCUCGAAACCAAGUUUGUGUUUUUAAAAAAAAAAAAAAAAAAAAAAAAAGAGGAUCCUACUUGAACGUUUUUUAUUUUCUGGCGACACCAGGAAACUGCAUCCGUGGUCCAACUUGUUGCUUUUUGAGCUCUUGGCUUCUUUUAGCAACUUGAUCUUUGAAGCGGUGACCGAAGCAAAUCUGAUCAUGAAGAUGCGGGUUAAUGUAUUUUUUAUUUUAUUUUUUACCCUGUAUAAACUUUAUUUAUUAAAAAUGACAUUGUGAGGAG